Priapulus caudatus is the source of this 2482-nucleotide messenger RNA. RefSeq names its product neuroglian-like. The record is from RefSeq and is a predicted model, not a curated record. Lineage: Eukaryota; Metazoa; Priapulida; Priapulimorpha; Priapulimorphida; Priapulidae.
GUGACGAUGAGUGGAUGGAGACGGAGGAGGAGUACAUGGAGGACCACAUUGUCGUCGCCCCGCUCACGCCCGGCACCAAGUACGAGAUGAAGGUCGUCGCCGGCAACGGCGACACAGACGACCUGAAGACGGAGAGCGUGCCGCAGGAGGUCAUCACCGAGGGCGACGCACCGACUGAAGAUAGCAUAGCGACGGCCGGUUGGUUCAUCGGGAUGAUGAUUGCCAUAGCGAUUCUCAUCCUCAUCCUGAUCAUCGUCUGCCUGAUCAAGAGGAAUCGCGGGGGGAAGUAUCCAGUACAAGAGAAGGAAGCUGCUCUAGGCAAGGACCCGGAGAAGGGCGACGAAGACGGAGGCUUCCCGGAGUACAACAAGCCGUUGACGGCGGAACCGGACGACACGAAGGGGUCGCGACCUUCGCUGAACUCGCUCGUCAAGCCGAUGGGAAGCGAGACGGACUCGAUGGCCGAGUACGGCGACGGCGAGGGCGGCAAGUUCAACGAGGACGGCUCGUUCAUCGGUCUCUACGGCGGCGAGAAGAAGCCGAGGCAAGCAGCAGGCGACCAGCCGGCCGAGCAGCCGUCGGCGCUGUCCACGUUCGUGUGAGCGCCUCCUGUUGGCUCCUCCCCGCCGCCGCCGCGGCGCGCGGGGGAGGCCAGUGAGGGGAGGCCGCAGCCAGAGUAGAUCGCGUGUCCUUCCUUCUCCUCGCCUCGCCUCCCCCUCGCGUUGCUAGCGCGUCACGAGGGAGAGGGACGAGAGAGAGAGAGCGGGGGGAGAAGGGGAAGCAAGGGAGCUAGAGAGAGUGAUUCUCGGCCCCUCCCUCCAUCCACAUUUCUAGCGCGACACGAGGGAGAGGGGAGAGAAAGGAGGGAGGGAGGGAGAGGGGGAGAAGGUUAAGCGAGAGAGGGGAGGCUGCGUGAGAUUCUCGGAUCCUCCCUCCCUCGCGCCGCGCGGCAGCCUCCUCCUUGCGGGGGCGCGCGCGACUAGAGGAAGCCUUCUCGCUCCCUCUCCCGGAUGUCUCGUGGCGGCGGUGCACUUCCGGCAGCUUCCCCCCGGGCUGCAGGGCUGCGUGCCCACGUGUCCCUACAUUUACUCUGUAUGCAGUAGCCGUAGCUUUACUAAGUGUUUACAUGUACUAUGCGCGCGAUAUGUGUGGGGUUAGAUGGCAGGCGUGCGUGCGUUCCCACGUGCGUGCGUGCGUGUGUGCGUGCGUGCGUGCGUGCGUGUGCCAUCACUGGCACGCCAUCAUCCGGUGAGAGAGAGAGCAGCAGCGGUUAACGCUGUUGCCGUAGCAACGCUAAUAACAAAUUGGGGGGCGAGCACCGCAUUGUCCGCAGACUUUCGCGUAGUGGCGAGCACUCGUCGGUCGUAGUUUGCAUUUUGGAUCGGUAUUUUCGGCAGUCACUCGUAAUUAGUCCAGCUGCCGGUCUCUCACUCGCACGCGCGAUCAUACACCUUAUCAGUACGCGUCGACGACGCCGUUGCCAUGGCGACCGGCAACACCGGACACGGCAACCCCGAUGUCGCUAUGGCAACCAGCGCGGUCUCGUACGCUGCGCAGCUGGAUGUUGUCAUGGCAACCGAUGCACUGUCAAUCGGCCAGCAGCUGGACGUUAUCAUAGCAACCUAUUGUCAAUCGGCCAGCAGCUGGACGUUACCAUAGCAACCUAUAGGACGUCAGUGGGCAGCCAGUUGUUGACGUAGCAACCAGCACGCUGUCACGCAGCCCAGCCGACCACGGUCGGGCUUGACUGUAGAGUAAUAUAUGUAUAUGUACGCGUGCGUGUCUUGCAACGUGUGGUUGUAAUCUGUAUUCACAAACAUCCUUACACAUAAUAACUUAUUAGAUAUAUAGAAGAUCGUUCUUGUCGUCUGUGUGUGUGCGCGUACGUGCGUGCGUGCGUGCGUGCGUGUAUGUGUGUGUGUGUGUGUGAGUGAUAAGAGAUCACGGUGUAGGGAGGUGGGCUGUCGUGGUAAGCCUGGUGCUUAUUGGUCAAUUUGUAAUAGUUCAUUGUUAUUUGCUACGCGUCUGUUUCUCGGAAGUUUGUCGUUAGUUUUAUCGUCGGUGUCUUUACGUUGAGCUGGUGAUGAUGAUGAUUGAUUGAUUGAUUGAUUGAUUGAUUGAUUGAUCGAUGAACGGGAAAAGCAGUUUUUUGCAGUUUUAAGUUGUGAAUCAUUCGAUGUUCUGUACAUAUUAGGUAGCGAAUAGGGGAGUCGUGCGUGCGUGCGGUUUAGCAAUUUUUGUUACAUGGCUUUUACUAAAGGGUUUCACUAGGUUGUGCUGCUAUAUGUAGAGAAAGAACUUUUUUGACAUUGCGUUUUGAGUAGGUAUAUUAAGAACCUUUCCAUAUUGGGCAGGUUUGUAAGUCAUCACGGAGCUAUAUAUUACAUUCGUAUCAUAUGGUUGUGCUGUUGAAAUCUUUGGCGCAGUGUUAUAUUUUAGACUGGAGCCAUUUGUGUUUGACAGGAGUACGGUAAAACAAAAA